Molecule: messenger RNA, 808 nt
Organism: Diachasma alloeum
Lineage: Eukaryota; Metazoa; Arthropoda; Insecta; Hymenoptera; Braconidae
Gene: Sod1
Product: superoxide dismutase [Cu-Zn]
Exons: 4
Coding region: 206-661 (151 amino acids)
Biological process (GO): removal of superoxide radicals
Molecular function (GO): superoxide dismutase activity; copper ion binding
Source: RefSeq, a predicted model, not a curated record
CUUGGCACAGUUUACGAUCAUUCCGUCGCAAAUUACAUACCCGCGAGAAAGAGGAAAGCGCAAUAUCUCCUAUCAUUUCCACACGGCACGAAAGAGGCUUCGGUGCGUGAUUCAGCACCAAGAUUGAAUAUCAAACGUUAAAACUGAACAUUCGAGAUUGAACCGUCGUCAGAGGCACAAGUUAAUUAGCGAGUUCCUCGAGAAAAUGGUUAAGGCAGUCUGUGUACUCGAGGGGGAAGUCAAGGGAACGAUUUUCUUCGAGCAGGAGAAUGACUCGGCACCCGUCAAGGUCACCGGCGAAGUGACCGGUCUCGCCAAGGGUCAACAUGGCUUCCACAUUCACGAGUUCGGAGACAACACAAAUGGAUGCACAAGUGCUGGACCUCACUUCAACCCUCUUGGGAAAGAGCACGGGGGUCCAACCGAUGCAGUGCGUCAUGUAGGCGACUUGGGUAACGUUGAGGCUGGUGCUGACGGUGUUGCCAAGGUCAGCAUCUCAGACAAACAGAUCCAGCUCCAGGGGGCUCACAAUAUCAUUGGGAGAACCCUCGUGGUUCAUGCUGACAUUGACGACUUGGGAAAGGGUGGCCACGAGCUCUCCAAGACCACUGGCAACGCUGGAGCUCGUCUCGCCUGUGGUGUUAUCGGCAUCACCAAGUAAAUGAUCAAACAAACAACAAUAAUCUCACAAAGAACAAAAAAAAAUUGAUCAGUUGAAGUUAAUCACUACUCCCCAAGUAGUGAAUUAAAAAAUAAUCUAUCAUUCCUAAAAGCGUACUGUAUUAUCAAUACAUUUGAUGUAUGUUUA